Messenger RNA from Drosophila serrata, 2277 nucleotides. RefSeq names its product Phosphoenolpyruvate carboxykinase 1 (gene Pepck1). Gene Ontology annotation, molecular function: GTP binding; manganese ion binding; phosphoenolpyruvate carboxykinase (GTP) activity. Gene Ontology annotation, biological process: propionate catabolic process; response to starvation; gluconeogenesis. Gene Ontology annotation, cellular component: cytosol. The record is from RefSeq and is a predicted model, not a curated record. NCBI's taxonomy places the organism in Eukaryota, Metazoa, Arthropoda, Insecta, Diptera, Drosophilidae.
GUCACAGUAAAUGGAAAGAUCAAGUGAAAAGCCUACUUUCAGUGGUCUGAAAAUCAAGCUGAUAUUUGACAAAAAGCUGUGGAAGAACAUACGGAACGAAUAGUUUGCACUCGCAGAAGACAAUAAUUGUGAUAAUUAACCCACCAUUUUGUGAUACAAAACAAGAUUUAGCCAAAGUGCCAAAAACCCUUUCACGACAUCAGCAAAUUAAUUAGAAACUGUUGUGCAGUUUAUUCCAAAGUUUUCAAUUUGAAAAAAAUACACAAAACACACAAGCAAAAUGCCUGAGCUCAUUGAACAAAGCAAAAUUAUCUCCGGCAAUGUGUGCGGUCUGCCCCAGCUGCACAAGCUCCGCCAGGACAACUGCGGCCUCUACAGCCACAUCCGUGGCAUUCCCAUCUCCUAUGGCGACGCCAACUCCCUGACCACCGGAGUCCGCAGCUUCGUGGAGGAGGGCAUCGCCCUGUGCCAGCCCGACCAGGUGCACAUCUGCGAUGGCAGCGAGCAGGAGAACAAGAUGCUCAUCAAGACCCUCCUGGAGGCGGGCACCAUUGUGGCUCUGCCCAAGUACGACAACUGCUGGUUGGCCCGCACCAACCCAGCGGAUGUGGCCCGUGUGGAGUCGAGGACCUUCAUCUGCACCGAUCGCAGGGAGGAAACCAUUCCCACCCCUCUGGAGGGCGUCAAGGGUGCCCUGGGCAACUGGAUUUCGCCCAAGGACAUGGAGUCCGCGGUGCAGCAGCGCUUCCCCGGCUGCAUGAAGGGCCGCACCAUGUACGUGGUGCCCUUCAGCAUGGGCCCCGUGGGCUCACCGCUCUCCAAGAUCGGCAUUGAGCUGACGGACUCCGCCUACGUGGUGGCCUCCAUGAGGAUCAUGACCCGCAUGGGUGCCGCCGUCCUGCGCCAGCUGGCCAAGAAGGAGGAGUUCGUGCGCGCCCUGCACUCGGUGGGUGCCCCUGCCAGCGGAGUGGUGGAGCAGCCCUCCUGGCCCUGCGACCCUGAGCGCACCAUCAUCCUGCACAAGCCCGCCGAGAACCUGAUCGUGUCCUACGGAUCGGGAUAUGGCGGCAACUCGCUGCUGGGCAAGAAGUGCUUCGCCCUCAGGAUUGGCAGCACCAUUGCCAAGCGCGAGGGCUGGCUGGCCGAGCACAUGCUCAUCCUGGGCAUCACCGACCCCAAGGGCGAGAAGAAGUACAUCACCGCCGCCUUCCCGUCGGCCUGCGGCAAGACCAACCUGGCCAUGCUCAACCCCUCGCUGGCCAACUACAAGGUGGAGUGCGUGGGUGACGACAUUGCCUGGAUGAAGUUCGACUCGCAGGGAGUGCUGCGCGCCAUCAACCCCGAGAACGGAUUCUUUGGCGUGGCUCCCGGCACCUCAAUGGAGACCAAUCCCAUUGCCAUGAACACCGUGUUCAAGAACACCAUCUUCACCAACGUGGCCUCCACCUCCGACGGUGGCGUCUUCUGGGAGGGUAUGGAGAGCAGCCUGGCUCCCAAUGUCCAGAUCACCGACUGGCUGGGCAAGCCCUGGACCAAGGACUCGGGCAAGCCUGCUGCUCAUCCCAACUCCCGCUUCUGCACCCCGGCCGCUCAGUGCCCCAUCAUUGAUGGCGCAUGGGAGGACCCAGCCGGAGUACCCAUCUCCGCCAUGCUGUUCGGAGGCCGCCGUCCCGCCGGAGUGCCCCUCAUCUAUGAGGCCCGCGACUGGACCCAUGGAGUCUUCAUUGGUGCCGCCAUGAGAAGCGAGGCCACCGCUGCCGCCGAGCACAAGGGCAAGGUGAUCAUGCACGAUCCCUUCGCCAUGCGACCCUUCUUCGGGUACAACUUUGGUGACUAUGUCGCCCACUGGCUCAGCAUGGAGAAGCGCGGCCAGGUGCCCAAGAUCUUCCACGUCAACUGGUUCCGCAAGAGCGCCGAGGGCAAGUUCAUGUGGCCCGGAUACGGCGAGAACUCGCGCGUGCUCGAGUGGAUCCUGCGCAGGAUCAAUGGCGAGUCCUGCUUCGUGGACUCGGCCAUCGGACACAUUCCCUCCGAGGGCGCCCUUAACCUGGCCGGCAUGAAGGAGCAGGUGGACGAGAAGGAGAUCUUCUCGCUGCCCAAGGACUUCUGGUCGCAGGAGGUGAAGGAGAUCCGCACCUACUUCGAGUCGCAGGUGGGCGCCGAUCUGCCCGCCAGCAUCUACCAGAAGCUGGACGACCUCACCGCCCGCGUGGCCAGCCUGUAAGGAUCGGUCGAGGGAUCGACGAGGAGCCCCCAAGCUGUCACAUCUUUACCCGC